ACUUUGCAAAGAUUAGAUCAUGCCUAAACAUUCUUAGCACCGAACAUGUGGAAUACAUACAUAAGACUGGUUCAAAGAUGACGACAGUUAUCCCAGGAACAAAUUUCGUCCAAUUCAUGUAUUAUUUGGAAUCACUCAUUCUUCAGCUAUUCGAAAAACAUAAUGAGUAUGGACCAGACAUUCUGAUAUAUAUUAACAACAAUCUGACAAAUAACCAACCUUUGAAGGAACAAUUUCAUGUCCUUUUGCAAACAGCAUAUAAGCUUCAACAUGACGCUAAGUACAAAAACCAACCAUUGCUUUUGGGUGAUCACAUUCAUUUGUCAGAAGAGGUCGAAACACUUGAUCAACUCAAGGUUUGGGCUCGUGAUGAUGGGGCUAAAGAAACAUUUGAGAAGGCGUUUACAUUAGUUGAGCUUAAAGCUCUCAUUCAAGCCUUUCAAACUGACACCGUAGAGUUAAAGGGAAGAAAAAAAUCA
Messenger RNA from Acaulospora morrowiae, 479 nucleotides. NCBI's taxonomy places the organism in Eukaryota, Fungi, Glomeromycota, Glomeromycetes, Diversisporales, Acaulosporaceae. The record is from the annotation of a GenBank genome assembly.